CAGACCAGAGAAUCCGAACGAGAUCAGGACACAGACACGUACAUAUAUAUCGACUGAAUCUCUUCACCAUAUCCUCAAAUCUCUGUUACAAUCUCGCCCAAAAAAGGGGGAAAAAAGGGGAAGCAUAACCCUAAUAAACCAUCGACAAUCUCCUCUUAGUCCUCCUCCAAUGGCGGCUCUCGAGUUGCAGAAGCCAGUGAUCGAUGAAGAAGAAGGCGAUAACGACGAAUCUCCCGUUGAGGAGGUUCGUCUCACGGUUCCGAACCACGAUGAUCCGUCCUUGCCCGUUUGGACAUUUCGAAUGUGGUUUCUUGGCCUCUUUUCCUGCGUUCUUCUCUCCUUCCUCAACACGUUCUUCGGGUACAGGACUCAGCCUCUCAUGAUCUCCAUGAUCUCGAUUCAAGUUGUGACUUUACCGAUCGGGAAGAUGAUGGCUCGUGUUUUACCCGACAAGAAGUUCCGGGUCGGGUCAUUUGAGUUUUCUCUCAAUCCUGGUCCCUUCAAUGUCAAGGAACAUGUCCUGAUCUCGAUGUUUGCCAAUGCUGGUGCUGGGUACGGCUCUGGUACGGCUUACGCCGUCGGCAUCGUCGAUAUCAUCAAGGCCUUUUACAAGAGAAAUAUUAGUUUUCUAGCCAGUUGGUUGCUUGUGAUUACAACCCAGGUUCUUGGGUAUGGUUGGGCAGGUAUUAUGAGAAGGCUCCUGGUUGAACCUGCCCAGAUGUGGUGGCCGAGUAGUCUGCUUCAAGUUUCUCUCUUUCGUGCUCUCCACGAGAAGGACACCCAGAGGAUGUCUCGGGGGAAAUUCUUCUUGAUUGCUUUCCUUUGCAGCUUUGCCUGGUACAUUUUCCCUGGCUACUUGUUUCCGACAUUAUCAGCCAUCUCAUGGGUUUGCUGGGUUUUCCCCAAGUCAGUCACUGCACAGCAAAUAGGUUCAGGCAUGUCUGGUCUCGGUCUCGGUGCUUUCGCUCUUGAUUGGUCUGUCAUAGCUUCUUACCUUGGCAGCCCUCUUAUUUCUCCCUUUUUCGCCAUUGUCAACGUUAUCGUCGGGUAUGUGUUGGUCAUGUAUAUGUUUAUCCCGAUAGCGUAUUGGGGCGUAAACAUGUAUGACGCCAAAAAGUUCCCGAUUUUCUCCUCUGAUCUGUUCGAUUCAAAAGGGCAGCUUUACAAUACUUCAGCCAUUGUGAACGAUGAGUUUGAACUCGACAUUCCUUCGUACGGCCGAGAGGGCAGGGUUUACCUCAGCACGUUCUUCUCUCUCACUUAUGGGAUCGGUUUCGCUGCAAUUGUCUCGACACUAACUCAUGUAGCCCUGUUCAAUGGAAAGGGGAUUCUGCAACAACUGCGAGCUUCAGCUUCGGACAAAGUGGAUAUCCACACAAGAUUGAUGAGGAAGUAUAAGGACAUUCCGAGCUGGUGGUUUCACUCUUUGCUUAUCGGCUCGUUGGCUUUAUCUCUUGUUCUCUGCAUAUUCAUGAAGGAUCAGGUCCAGAUGCCAUGGUGGGGGCUCCUCCUCGCAUCUGUCAUGGCCAUAACCUUCACUGUUCCGGUCAGCAUUAUCACCGCCACGACAAAUCAGACUCCGGGUUUGAACAUAAUCACUGAAUAUCUCAUGGGUGUCUUGUUGCCUGGACGACCAAUAGCUAAUGUCUGUUUCAAGACAUAUGGGUACAUAAGCAUGUCACAGGCCAUUACAUUUCUCAAUGACUUCAAGUUAGGUCAUUACAUGAAGAUACCGCCAAGAUCGAUGUUCUUAGUCCAGUUCAUAGGAACUAUCAUAGCAGGGACAGUGAACGUAUCAGUAGCAUGGUACUUGCUGACAACAGUGGAAAACAUAUGUCAGAAAGAGUUGCUUCCUCCAAACAGUCCGUGGACAUGUCCAGGUGACAGAGUGUUCUUCGACGCUUCCGUGAUAUGGGGAUUAGUCGGGCCGAGAAGAAUCUUUGGAAACCUCGGAAAUUACCCCGAGCUCAACUGGUUCUUCCUCUUCGGUGCACUAGGACCUCUGAUCGUCUGGAUUCUCCACAAAGCGUUUCCCAACCAAAAAUGGAUAUCUCAGAUCAAUCUUCCGGUUCUUCUCGGGUCAACGGCCGCAAUGCCACCCGCAACGAGCGUAAACUUCAACUGCUGGAUCAUUAUCGGUGUUAUAUUCAACUAUUUCGUGUUCAAGUACAGGAAAAGCUGGUGGCAGAGGUAUAACUAUGUUCUGUCUGCCGCAUUGGAUGCUGGUUUAGCUUUCAUGGGAGUGCUUCUUUACUUCACAUUGUCAAUGAACGACAUAUCCAUUUCUUGGUGGGGUUCUAAUGGCGAGAACUGCCCCCUUGCUUCUUGUCCUACUGCCGAAGGAGUUGAAGUUGAAGGCUGUCCUGCCUUUUAAUUUUUUUUUUUAUUUAUAAAAAAUUCUGCAUUAAUCAAUCAAGCAACUUGUGUAAACUAUGUUUUUCUUUCUUCUUUUCCCCUUCCCCCUUUCCUCAAAUGACUCAAAUUCUAUUUUUUUU
Molecule: messenger RNA, 2495 nt
Organism: Tarenaya hassleriana
Lineage: Eukaryota; Viridiplantae; Streptophyta; Magnoliopsida; Brassicales; Cleomaceae
Product: oligopeptide transporter 2
Exons: 6
Coding region: 170-2374 (734 amino acids)
Biological process (GO): transmembrane transport
Molecular function (GO): oligopeptide transmembrane transporter activity
Source: RefSeq, a predicted model, not a curated record